UCGUAUUGCUCGCUGUCACAGUUGAUAUUGUAAAUGGAAGCAGUUUAGAUUGAUUAAAGCGAGAUAUAUGAGAGGCGCCGGCCAAUAUUACGUCUUUAUUUUGUUGGCCACCAUGUCCAUAAUUACUCGGAUUUAAUUUCUGGCGGAAAGCUCCAAGUCUCAAGACGUGUGCAUAUCGUCACCUCCAGCUCUCACAAAUUAACGCUGACAAACUAGAUUUAAUCGUACAGGUAGGAAGGGCAGGAAGCACAACAGGGUCGAAAAUGACGGCUAAACGCCAGAGUUUUUUGAGGGAAGCGUCACAUCAGACAAUUGCUGGAGGGUCCGCGGGUCUUGUGGAAAUUUGCCUGAUGCAUCCCCUCGAUGUGGUGAAAACCAGGUUCCAGAUUCAGCGAGGAAAAGGUGAUGCCAACAGUUACAAGGGUCUUGGCCACUGCUUGAAGUCAAUUUUCCAGCAAGAAGGGAUUUUUGGCUUUUACAAAGGAAUCUUACCUCCCAUCCUGGUUGAGACACCUAAAAGGGCUGUGAAGUUUUUGACUUUUGAGCAAUAUAAGAAGAUAUUAAGCUAUGCUUCACUGCCAACUGGUGUGAUUUUUACAGUGGCUGGUCUGGGAUCUGGACUCACAGAAGCAAUUGUUGUCAACCCUUUUGAAGUAGUCAAGGUUAACUUACAAGCUCAACGGAAUUCUUUUUCACAGCAGCCAUCCACAUUUGCUUACGCACGUGAAGUAAUCCGAACUCAGGGUUUUGGACUACGGGGCCUAAACAAGGGUCUGACAGCAACAUUAGGUCGGCAUGGUGUAUUCAACAUGAUCUAUUUUGGAUUUUACUUCAACGUGAAGAAUAUUAUUCCAGCAAAUAAGGACCCUUCAAUUGAGUUCCUGAGGAAACUUGGGAUCGGAUUUUUGUCAGGAACGAUUGCUUCUUGUGUCAAUAUACCUUUCGAUGUAGCAAAGAGCAGGAUCCAGGGACCACAGCCCAAGUCAGGAGAAAUUAAAUACAGAACAUGUUUCAGCACUAUCAAGACCAUCCAUAGGGAGGAAGGGUUUUUUGCAUUGUACAAAGGCUUGGUUCCUAAGGUCAUGCGGCUAGGGCCAGGAGGUGCAGUUAUGCUCUUGGUUUAUGAAUAUUCUUUUGCCUGGCUUCAGGAAAACUUCUGAUUCAAACAGAACAAAAUAUAACUAAAACACUCGCAUUUUCUUUAAAAACAUCAUGUUACAUUGCCCUCAAUAAACUUGUGUAAACAUGAAGAAUAUUUUUUUUCAGAGGAAGUUCAUUUAAAUCUGUAUUCAAAGCAAAAUGAUAUAAUUGUAAAGUAUUUUCUCCUGUCAAUAAAUUAACCCAAAAUGAUUAACUAAAACGUACAACAAUUUUUUACAUUUCUGAAUAAAACAAAUAUUUUGUAAUUCAUGUUUUUAAUUUAGGUAUUUUAUAAAAAUAAAAUGUUUUCUUACAGAUAUAUACAAGUACAGCCUAUGGAUCUAUAUCACUUUUAAAUGAUUUAAUCUUCUGUACAUCGAUCCUGAACUUAACGGGUUGAAUAGAAAGCCUUAGUGAGAGGAGUUGUGAGAGCAGGGAACUAAUCUCACAACUGAAACACAUAAUGUACAUUUUUGAAAAAACAUUUAUGACUUAAAUUAGACCAAGUUUUUUUUACAUCUUCAUGGAGUACAGAUUUUUG
This is a messenger RNA of Pristis pectinata (smalltooth sawfish), 1681 nucleotides long. RefSeq names its product solute carrier family 25 member 21 (gene slc25a21). NCBI's taxonomy places the organism in Eukaryota, Metazoa, Chordata, Chondrichthyes, Rhinopristiformes, Pristidae. The transcript has 11 exons. The record is from RefSeq and is a predicted model, not a curated record. The coding region runs from base 264 to 1160 and encodes 298 amino acids.